Molecule: messenger RNA, 507 nt
Organism: Truncatella angustata
Lineage: Eukaryota; Fungi; Ascomycota; Sordariomycetes; Amphisphaeriales; Sporocadaceae
Exons: 1
Coding region: 184-378 (64 amino acids)
Source: RefSeq, a predicted model, not a curated record
GUGUCAAUACACCCGACCCUGAGCCUUGGAUACAGGGGUAGCCCAACGACCCCACCAACGGCGGCGGCUUCGGUUUGUUUUGUUUGAUUGGGGCGAUAGCGGGCACUAUUUGCUCCCAGCUCCCAGUCCAGGUCCCCAGGAAAUUUGAAUCGAUUUGAUUUGAUUGCCAACGAAACGAAAUUGAUGCCAUCGCGGCAGCAACCGUCGCUUUUUCGUCCUUUCCUUCUACUACCAUCAUACUUUUUAAUAUCUCUGUCUGGAAUCACCACACGUUGGCCUCCUGACAACCGACUUUGUGCACUCUCCCUGCAUAUUCCUUUGCAGCUUUUCAUAUUCCUAGAAGCUUUGCGCCCAGUGCUAAUCUACAAAGAUGGGUGAAUCUCGGUGAGUGCCAAUAGCCUUGGAAUACGGCCCCCAUCUCAUGCCUCGUUGGCGUGGCAUGAUCGGGCCAUCACGAUGUCGCAGAAGCUGAUUCCGAUAAACAGACAAGAGCUCAUUGCAUGGCUC